Molecule: messenger RNA, 660 nt
Organism: Necator americanus (New World hookworm)
Lineage: Eukaryota; Metazoa; Nematoda; Chromadorea; Rhabditida; Ancylostomatidae
Exons: 7
Coding region: 1-660 (219 amino acids)
Biological process (GO): endocytosis
Cellular component (GO): clathrin vesicle coat; membrane
Source: RefSeq, a predicted model, not a curated record
AUGGAUGAAGAGUACGAAAGUGUGGCACUGGUCAAACCGGAAAUCUUUGUGUACCGAAUUCCUCCACUUGGUACAAGUCGAGGGCACAAAGCUGCCGACUGGAAGUUAGAUGCACCUGAUUGGACUGGUAGAAUGAAGCUAGUAGCCAUAGGAAAACGUCUUGAACUUCGACUAGAAGACAAGACAUCAGGUGCGCUCUAUGCAAAGUGUCCUAUUGAUGCUUUUCCUGGUGUAUGCAUUGAGCCCGUUACCGAUUCUUCACGAUAUUUCGUUAUUCGUCUUAAAAAUGACGCUGGCCAGACUGCGUUUGUUGGAUGUGGCUUCGCAGACCGAGGAGAUUCAUUCGAUUUGAACGUUGCUUUACAGGAUCACUUCAAAUACAUUGAGAAAUCUGCUGAACUGGAACAGGUUACAGCGGCUGCGCCCAGCUUAGAUCUUGCGUUCAAGGAAGGACAAACGAUAUCUAUCAAUAUUGGUAAGAAGAGCUCAGACGGACAACAGGCUCCCUCUCGACCACGUCCGCAACCCUCCCCGGCUGGAGGCACUGUGCCAUUAUUACCUCCUCCUCCUGGAAGUUCUGCGAUCCGCAGGACAACACCAACACCAGCGCAAUCCCAGAAUAAAACUAAUCCGGUCGGUGGCAAUUUACUAGAUUUUUAG